AUGCAUCAGCUAUUUGGAAAGAUCAUUGCUGAACAGCUCAUGGAACACCUGGAAAACCACAAUCUUGUUUCCAUCAGACAGUUUGGCUUUCGCUCCUCCCGAUCGACUGCUGACCUCCUUCGAGUGCCAAGUAAAAACUGGCAGGAUGCUCUGGACGCCAGUCAAGACACUCUGGUCAUCGCCACGACAUCGCCGGCGCCUUCGACCGAGUGUGGCACCGAGGGCUCCUCGCUAAACUACAAGCAAGAGGCACUGCAAGUAGGCAUCGGCGGCCAGUCAGCCCACAAGUACCCGAUACAGGCGUCGGUACCACAGGGUACAGUGACGAUAUGCUUAGGGACCAUCCCCAAAGCUCAGCGUAGACUGAUGACUGGACCCUUACUAUUUCAUACCUGCGUAAGGAUCAUGACACUCUAG
Molecule: messenger RNA, 417 nt
Organism: Penaeus vannamei (Pacific white shrimp)
Lineage: Eukaryota; Metazoa; Arthropoda; Malacostraca; Decapoda; Penaeidae
Source: RefSeq, a predicted model, not a curated record